Triplophysa dalaica is the source of this 2368-nucleotide messenger RNA. RefSeq names its product CoA synthase (gene coasy). The record is from RefSeq and is a predicted model, not a curated record. Gene Ontology annotation, biological process: coenzyme A biosynthetic process. NCBI's taxonomy places the organism in Eukaryota, Metazoa, Chordata, Actinopteri, Cypriniformes, Nemacheilidae. The transcript has 10 exons. Gene Ontology annotation, molecular function: dephospho-CoA kinase activity; ATP binding. Bases 212 to 1897 code for a protein of 561 amino acids.
ACUCUCGUAUUCAACGGCUCUGGGUCAACUGGUCGUGAGUUGGCUCGUGUGAGCUAAACAUUAGUGUUGUCAAAACUCGUAAUGACGAAGCUUUAUUUGACACAGUUGUCAUCUGAGAUUUUAUUCUGCAUUUAUCGACUCUAAACACCACAAACGCCUCUAUAUUCUUCAGUAAAUUUCCAUAGGAGGAGGUCAUCAUCAGCUGUCAAUUAUGUCCAUGUUUAGCACGGGCAUCCUGGUCCUUACGUCCCCACUACACGUCCUUCCUCUCCGCAUAGCACCAGUCCUCAGCUCCGCUGCGCAGGUGGUAGAGAGCACACUUUAUGUCCAUCUCCACCCAGGGCUCAACCUCAGCACAGGUGGGCAGGUGCGGCCCGUCUACAUCCCACCCAUGAUGGAUCUCUGCUCGCUGAUCUCUCGCCUUUACAGUAACGCGGCCGAUAUUUGCGGGCACCUGGACGUCCGGGUGCUGCUGACUAACAUCCGGGCCCAAUCUGGAGGGUUGGGGGCAUCCAACGGACCUUUUCCCAUCCCGCAGGUGCUCUCACACUCACCAGAAGUUGUGUUGACAGACUUCCCCAUCCAAGACCCCGGGGAGUCCUCGCUGGUCUCCCAGUGCUUGCAGCGGUACGCCGAUCACUGUUACGUCUGCACGCCAAGUCUCUCUUCCGUCCUUCUUUAUUCUGGACUAGAAGAGGUCGUGGGUGAGGAAGACAAUGACCGAGGAAGAAAGGAAACGCAGUUACAGUCCUUCACCGACGUUGUGGUGGGCGGCACUUUCGAUCGCCUUCACGGUGCCCACAAGACCCUGCUGAAUAUUUCUUGUUUGCUGGCCAGUAGACGCUUUCUCAUUGGUGUGUGCGAUCAGGAAUUGUUAAAAAAUAAGGUCUUGAAGGAACUGAUCGAGCCGUACGGUCGUCGAGUACAGAGGCUGCAGGAGUUUCUGAACGAUGUCAAACCUUCUCUGAAGUAUGAAAUCGUUCCUCUCUCCGACCCCUUCGGCCCUUCCAUAAGUGACCCAGAGCUGCAGUGCAUUGUGGUUAGCGAGGAGACGAGAAGAGGGGGAGAAGCCGUCAACAAGAAGCGUGUGGAAAAUGGUUUGGCAGAGCUGGUUCUGUAUGAAAUACAGUUACUGAAAGACGCCCAUCACACUGACAUCGAGGAGGAGAAAAUAAGUUCAUCCAGCCUGAGAACAAGACUGCUAGGCACAUUGCUCAAACCUCCAUCUCCUCGACCCGAUCUCUCUCCGGACCCUUAUGUGAUCGGUCUGACGGGUGGCAGUGGGACGGGGAAAAGUUCCAUAGCGCUCAGACUGGAGGGGCUCGGUGCUGCACGGAUCGACUGCGAUCAGCUCGGACACAAGGCUUACCUGCCGCACACAUCAGCCUACCAGCAGAUCCUUCAGGAGUUUGGCUCAGAUAUCCUUAAUGAGGAUAAGACCAUUAACAGAAGAAUACUGGGUGGAAAGGUUUUUGGGAACCAGGAGCGUCUGAAGGCUCUGACAGAUAUAGUGUGGCCGGAGAUCGCUCUGCUGGUGAAGAAAGAAAUACAGCUGGCUAAAGAGAGAGGUUUUCGGUUUUCAGAUAUGAAGGUUUGUGUGGUGGAUGCCGCUGUGUUACUCGAAGCAGGAUGGACAUAUUUGGUUCAUGAGGUUUGGGUGGCCACCAUCCCAGAAGAAGAGGCGGUGAAGCGUAUAGUCCAGCGUGAUGGCGUAAAGGAGGAAGAGGCUCUGAGAAGGUUGAAAAGUCAGUGGCCCAAUGCAAAGCUGGUUGAAGAUGCAAAUGUGGUGCUGUGCACACUGUGGGAGCCUGAUGUCACUCAGAGACAGGUGUUAAAAGCCUGGAGUCUUUUACAGCAGCGGAUUCAACAGAGAAAAGAAGAGAACAGCAGAACAUGAAUCCAUGAAACACACAGGAGACGUUCAAGAAAAACAUGACCAGAAAGUCUCAUUUUCAAAAUAGUUGAUCGUGUGAUGGGGUUUUGUACAGCUUUUAUUUCAAAAGAAUCUGAGCAUGACUGCUUUGCAGUUAAUGAAAAACCUUUCUUACAUCUCCAUAAGUAAAUUUUUCAAUGUCUGUUUAGAAACAUUCUGAUCCUGUGAACUGGUUUUGUGACUAAAGACAUUAUUUUAUAAAACGAAUAUUUAAGGUUGUAAAAACGAACCAUGUGAAAAGUUAUGCAGGAUUUAAAAUCAUUUUUACAAGAGUGAUGAAACAAAUAACAUUGCGCUCUUGGGUGCGUAUACCGGGCCCUUGACUGUGGUGAGGUGCACGAGUAUGAAUGAACAUUUCUGUCACUUCUGGUUUUCAGAUGCAGAAGUCAUAUUUUCUCUGUAUAUUUAAAAUUAAAAAUAAUAUUUUAAAAUCUA